Tilletiopsis washingtonensis is the source of this 2670-nucleotide messenger RNA. RefSeq lists its product as hypothetical. Lineage: Eukaryota; Fungi; Basidiomycota; Exobasidiomycetes; Entylomatales. The transcript is spliced from 2 exons. Bases 99 to 2531 code for a protein of 810 amino acids. The record is from RefSeq and is a predicted model, not a curated record.
CCUCCACCACCUCCGCCGCCACUCUCCUCCUCCGCGUCGCACUCCGCCGUCGGCGCUUCGGGGGAGCGCGCGCGCCUCGCGCCCGUCUCUUGCAUCCCAUGUCGUCCUGUCCUGCCUGCGCCUCGCGCGAUGUCGAAUAUGUCUCCUCGGCCGCGUCGGUCGUGUGCAACGCAUGCGGCGCCGUGCUCGCCUCCACCAGCGGCGGCAGCAGCAGCGGGGGCGCCAACAGUGGCGAUCUCGUCGCGCCCGAGCUGCGCUUCGGCGGCCACGCCUACGGCCUCGGCAGCGUCGUUCUCGCCGGCGACGUGCGCGUGCGCGCGCCGCGCCUCGCCAUGCCCGGCCGCCGCGCCGGCGAGCAGCGCUGGGUGCCGGGCCAGGAGGCACUGCGCGACAAGGCAGAGCGCAGGGACAUGCUCGAGAGCCGCAACAUGCCGGCGCUCGUGCGCCAUCUCGGCGGCGUCCUGGCGCGCGCCGGCGCGCCGGCGGGCAUGCUGGAGCAGGCAAAGGUGCUCUUCACCCAGGCGCGCAUCUUGGCGCGCGCACAUCGCCUGCGCCUGCUGGAGGAUGCGCGGGCAAGAGGAGAGGAGCACGGCCAACUCUCGAGGACGCAGCGCGCGUUGGGAGAGACGCGCUGGGGCAUGCUGAGCGAACACAUGGCCACCGUGGUGGCAUGGGCGACGAUGAAGCGGAACAGAUGGCAUCGCGACUUGGAGCAGCUGGUGGUCGAGAAUGGACAGCGUCGUUCGAUCGCACACAAUCAAUUGGCACGUCUCAAGCGCCUCUUCCACAACACGCCCAUCCUCGCGCAUCUCAACCACGCCGAGCCAAGCGCCUACGUCUCUCAAUACUUCUCCGUGCUGCAACGGCUGCGCGAUCAGCGAGCCACGCCCGCAGCGGCGACGAAGGGCGUGCCGCCAAAGAUACUCGCCUACCUCUCCUCCGUGCCCGACUGGGCGCGCGCCGAAGCCCUCGCGUCCAGCCUGGCUCGCGUGUGCGAAGCAGAGGGCCUCUUCAAGCUCCACACUGGUCCCGGGGUGCAUCGCGAUGCGCAUCUCAUCGCGUAUGCGCUCGUCGUGGCCGCGAUUGAAGGCACGAUCAAGAAGGCAUCGCCCGUGUAUCAGAUUGUGGCACUGUUUGAUCGAGCCGAGCAACUGCGUGUCGAGGAGCUGGAGCGGCGCGAGGGAGAGGAGACGGCGCGUGCCGAGGAGCGGCGCGAGGAGCAAGCAGCUGCGAACGACGAUGUCGACUCGAAUGCAGAGUCGCAUGGCAGUGACGACGCCGACAACGACGACGCAGCAAGCAGAGGCGAGACCGACUUUGCCGCUGCGCAGCAAGACGAAGACGUGCCGCGUCGCGAAGCCGUGCUGCAACGUCUGCGCGAGCUUCGCCGCAUGGUGACGCCGUGGAUACGUGCUCUUCCCUGGUUCGACGACAAGGACACGCUCAAGACGCACGAGGCGAAGCAGAGGGCUGCACGCAAGAAGCGCCAGUCGUCGAGCAGCCGCAGCGGCAAGCGCCACGGAUCGGAGGAGAUGGAGGAUGCGGAUGCGGCCGUGGCGUCGCGCGCAGACUUUGCCAGCUAUCUGGCAGACGUAGUGGCCUUUCGCGAUGCCAUCGCCACGCGAGCACUGCAGGCAGAGCACGCACGUGCCGACGAAUGCGCAGCCGCAGACGACGCCCUGAUGGCCGCCAAGCUAGGCGCCGUGCGUGCGCAGUUGCGCGCCGCAGACGAAGCAAGGCAAAGCCGACGCACCGACGGCUGGGCGCGGCGCUUUCUCGAGGCGCAACGCCACUCGCAUGCAAGUGAGCGCAGGCCACGCGUGCCGGCGCGCAGCGAGGAGAAGAGGGAGAUCGAGGCGUUUGUGCAGGCCGAGACGCUCGAGCAGGAAGUGGCGCUGCUGCUCGAUGGCGACGACGAGGUUUCCGAGGGCGCAAGGGCGGUAGACAACGCUGCUUUGCAGAUGCAGCAACUGCACGCUCUCGCCUCGAUGCUCGACGAGCAAGCUCAGGCAAUGCCGCCAGCCAGUGCUCGCGCCGCCGCGCUGCCGCACUUCCUGCUCCUCGACGAGCAAGAGCUGGCGUGCGCCGGCGCACGCGUGUCCGGCGCCGCCGCUCUGCAUUCCGACGCGGCCGUCGACGCGCUCCUCUUCGCGCCCGCCGAGCUCGAGGGCUACUUCUUCACGCCCGACGAGUGCCGCGCGCGCGCCGCCAUGGCCGAGCGUCUCGGCAUGUGGCAAGGGCCGGCGCGCGAGGCGAGCGGCGCCGACAAGCCACACGGCGAGAAGCGGCGCAGCAAACGCACGCUGCAGGAGCGAGCGCAAGAGAUGGGCCUGCACGUCAUCGACGGCCGCCUCUCAAAGGCGAGGCGCGUCGACGUCGAGACGCUGCUCGAGGGCGACUCGCGCGGCGUGGAGAGAGACGAGGAGCGCGAGAUGGAGAUGGAAAUCGUAGAGGAGGCCGGCGACGCUACGCCCAUGCGCUACACCGACGUGAGCGAGGAGGAGGAAGAGGAGGAGGAGGAGGAGGAGUAGGAGAGAGAAAGAGGGAGAGAGAGAGAGAGAGAUGUGGGCCGCCACUGCACGCUCGCGGGCCCUGAGUGCCACCAGCGUCAUCCCCACUGCAUGCGAUACCCACCCAUCCAGCCGAUGUGACUCCCGUCGCUCAGGAAUC